This is a messenger RNA of Panicum hallii, 855 nucleotides long. RefSeq lists its product as uncharacterized. Gene Ontology annotation, molecular function: DNA-binding transcription factor activity. NCBI's taxonomy places the organism in Eukaryota, Viridiplantae, Streptophyta, Magnoliopsida, Poales, Poaceae. The transcript has a single exon. The coding region runs from base 88 to 483 and encodes 131 amino acids. The record is from RefSeq and is a predicted model, not a curated record.
ACCACGAUUUCUGUUGCAAAUUAAGCUCGCUCGCUCCCUCGUACCCCCACCUCACACAGACUGUGCUGCUGCUAGCCGUACCGUGUAAUGGAGCAGGAGCUCAGCCUUGAGCUCACCCUCUUCCACGCCUCGGCCUCGCCGGAGCCGCCGGGCUACUUCGUCUGCAUGUACUGCGACCGCAAGUUCUUCAGCUCGCAGGCGCUCGGCGGCCACCAGAACGCGCACAAGUACGAGCGCAGCCUGGCCAAGCGCCGGAGGGAGAUCGCCGCCGCCCUGCGCGCGCACGGGGCGGCCGCCGCCGCCAGCCCCGGCGCUGCCGGAGUCGUCUUCGCUGAAGAUAAGAGGGCGAGGGUGGACGAGCAGCUGCAGCCUGCUGCAGUUGCCGCUCCGGUGCCUGCCCAGCCGAGCAGCAGGAGGAGGUCGUCGGAGCAUGGCUACGGCGUCGAGCGCGCCGACGAGCUGGACCUCACCCUCAGGCUUUGAUUGGUUCCUCUUCAAUCCUCCCCCUCCACCUUUAAUUGGCCCCGUUUGCUUAGAUAAUUCGAUCUUUAUGCUGGUGAGUGCAAGUCAGCUGUGUUUCGAGGUAACCGUGUGCGUCAGUGUUGGAUUCCAUCGAUCAUAUCAAUUCCUCAUGUACUACUAGUUGUGUAACUGUGUUCUUCUGAUGGAAUUUAUCGGCCGGCAAGAACUAUUGCCGGCCCAUCCUGCUAUCCAAAGAGCGUGGUAUUUGGUGUGCUCUUCGGUUGUGUCUUGUGUCCUGAUCUUUGUUACGUUCUCAAUUAUUAGAGCUUUCAGUUUUUAGCAGGCAGGCAUCGAUCUUUAAUUGAAAUAAUCUGUUGGGAGCUUCAUUCUUCA